Messenger RNA from Trichoplax adhaerens, 5253 nucleotides. RefSeq lists its product as uncharacterized. Gene Ontology annotation, biological process: intraciliary transport. The coding region runs from base 1 to 5253 and encodes 1750 amino acids. NCBI's taxonomy places the organism in Eukaryota, Metazoa, Placozoa, Uniplacotomia, Trichoplacea, Trichoplacidae. The record is from RefSeq and is a predicted model, not a curated record. Gene Ontology annotation, cellular component: intraciliary transport particle B; ciliary basal body; axoneme. The transcript has 54 exons. Gene Ontology annotation, molecular function: protein binding.
AUGCAAUUAAAGUAUCUAAAGUCCGUCUUAAGCACUCAAGAUGGCGCUGCAAAAGUCCUUGCCCUGGCUUGGUCUCCAAACAAUGCUAAAUUAGCAGUUGUAACUACCGAUCGUGUAGUCUUACUAUUCGAUGAUACAGGGGAGAAAAGGGAUAAAUUUUCUACAAAACCAGCUGAUACAAAAGCUGGUAAAAAGAGCUAUCAAGUUAAAACCCUUGCCUUUUCUCCAGAUUCUACUAAAAUUGCAGUCGGACAAUCUGAUAGCAUUUUAUUUGUAUACAAAAUUGGCGAAGAUUGGGGAGAUAAGAAAACCAUUUGUAAUAAAUUUCUUCAGCAAAGUGCAGUCACCUGUUCCACUUGGCCUGUAGAAUCACAUUCAAUAGUUUAUGGUCUAGCUGAUGGCAAAGUACGCUUGGCCAAUACUAAAACUAACAAGUCUCAAACAAUUUACGGAACAGAUUCUUGCGUUAUUUCUUUAUGUCCAAAUAUAUCAGGUAAAGGUAUCCUUUCAGGACAUGCUGAUGGUAGUAUAGUUCGCUACUUUUUCGAUGAUGAUGGUUCUGGUGGCGCGCAGGGCCAAAUUAUUAAGCACUCUGUUCCUCCGUAUUGCUUAACUUGGGCUGCCUCUAUCAUCGUCGCUGGAUGCGAUCGCCGUAUUUACAUGUAUGGAAAUGACGGAAAAGUACAACAACAAUUUGAUUAUUCCAAAGACGAUACUGAAAAAGAAUUUACAGUCUCUGCUAGCAGCCCAAGCGGUCAGACAGUGGUGGUUGGUAGCUUUGAUCGCUUGCGCGUUUAUAAUUGGAGUCCUAGACGAGCAACUUGGGAUGAAUCCAAAGCGAAGAAUAUUACUAAUCUUUACACUAUUACUGCACUUUCGUGGAAAAAAGAUGGAUCACGUUUAGUAGCUGGCACCCUAUGUGGUGGUGUUGAGUUGUUUGAUUGUUGCUUAAGAAGAUCGGUGUAUAAGAAUAAGUUCGAAAUGACAUAUGUUGGGCCUAGUCAGGUCAUUGUUAAAAAUUUAAUAUCUGGCGCUCGUGUAGUGCUUAAAUCACAUUAUGGCUACGAGAUUGAUAAAGUGCGAAUUAUGGGAAAGGAUCGUUACCUUGUUGGUCACACAACCGAUACUCUACUCUUGGGUGAUCUUAAUACUAACAAAUUGAGUGAGGUGCCAUGGCAAGGAACUGGAGGAAAUGAAAAAUUCUUUUUCGAGAAUGAAAAUGUAUGCAUGAUAUUUAAUGCUGGAGAACUGUCUCUUGUCGAAUACGGUGAAAAUGAAAUCUUAGGAAUGGUUAGAACAGAGUUUAUGAAUCCUCACUUAAUUAGUGUUCGUAUUAAUGAGCGAAAGCUAAGAAAUAUCAAUGACAAUAAGAAACUGGCUUACCUUAUCGAUUUAAAAACUAUUUCAAUUGUUGACCUAGUCAUGGGAUUUACUUUAGCAACUGUAAAUCACGACUCUAAGAUUGAUUGGCUAGAGAUGAAUGAAACUUGCCGUAAGCUGUUAUUUCGGGACAAAAAAUUGAGACUGAAUUUGUACGAUAUCGCAAGCCAAAAUAGAGCAACCAUCUUAAACUACUGCACAUAUGUACAGUGGGUUCCGCUGAGUGAUGUUGUUGUAGCUCAAAAUCGGAAUAAUUUAUGUGUAUGGUACAAUAUUGAUGCUCAUGAACGCGUUACAAUGUUUCCCAUGAAGGGAGAUAUUGUUGACCUAGAAAGAAAUAAUGGAAAAACUGAUGUAAUGGUCAGUGAAGGUGUAUCAACUGUAGCUUACACAUUAGACGAAGGGUUAAUUGAAUUUGCUACUGCUCUUGAUGAUGGAGACUAUACUAGAGCUGUUGCCUACUUGGAAACACUCGAAAUGUCGACUGAGUCAGAAGCAAUGUGGAAACAACUAAGCACAGUUGCAUUAUCCGCUAGAGAAUUACUCAUUGCAGAAAGAUGUUUUACUGCAUUAGGCGACGUUUCAAAGGCCCGAUACCUUCGAUCAGUUAAUGAAUUAAGUGAUCGAUUAAAGGAAGAAGUGGGAGGCGAUGGGACUGAUCAUUCACUUGUUAAAGCUAAAUUAGCUGUUCUUGAGAAAGAUUUCAAGCUAGCUGAAACCUUUUAUUUGGAGCAGGGCCUAGUUGACGAAGCUAUUGAUAUGUACCAAGAGCUGCACAAAUGGGAAGAUAGUAUUGCCGUUGCUGAGAUGAAAAAUCAUACUGAAACAGAUAAUUUACGUAGAAGUUAUUACCAGUGGUUAAUCGAUACAAAUCAAGAAGAGAAAGCUGCUGAGGUUAAAGAACAAGAGGGUAAUUACAUUGCCGCAGUUAACAUGUUUAUGAAAUCAGGAUUACCAGCCAAAGCCGCUCAUGUCGCCAUCAGUCAUUCAGAAUUGUCCUCCCAGUCAGAUAUUAUGGAUAGGAUCGCUUCUGCACUGUUGAGUGAUGGUCUAUUUGAAAAGGCUGGUGAAUUAUAUGAGAAAACCAGACAAAAUCAAAGAGCCCUUGAGGCCUAUCGUAAAGGAAGAGCUUACCGUCGCGCUGUGGAGUUAACGCGUAUAUCAUUCCCGGCUGAAGUAACAAAACUAGAAGAGGAAUGGGGUGAUUAUUUGGUAUCUCAAAAACAGCUUGACGCAGCUAUUAAUCAUUAUAUUGAAGCUGGUUGUGCUGUAAAGGCUAUUGAAGCGGCUAUCCACUCCCGUCAAUGGAAUAAAGUUGUACAAAUUGUCGAUCUUCAAGAUCAAUCGAUAGCGAAAAAAUAUUAUAAGCAAAUUGCGACUCAUUUUGCCAACAAGAAAGAUUAUAAGAUGGCCGAAGAGUACUAUAUUCGAGGUGAAAACUAUCGUGAAGCCAUUGAUAUGUAUAGCCGCGCUAAUCUAUGGAAGCAAUCACAUGAACUUGCUAGGAAGUACAUGAAAGGCAAGGAGGCAGCCAAUUUCUACAUAAGUCAAGCCGAUGAAUUAAAGACUCAAGGGAAAUUUAAAGAAGCAGAAAAGUUAUAUAUUACUAUUAAUGAACAAGAUUUGGCAAUUAGUAUGUAUAAGGAACAACAUCAAUACGAUGAUAUGGUCCGAUUGGUGGAAAUUUAUCACCCGGAUCUACUUCAUGAGACCCACAUUCAUUUGGCUAAAGAAUUGAUAAAUGGUAAUCAGUUUAGACAAGCUGAGCACCAUUUCCUUGAAGCUAAUGAUUGGAAAUCCGCUGUUAACAUGUAUCGCUCUAAGGAUAUGUGGGAAGAUGCCUAUAGGGUGGCUAAACAAUACGGUAGUCAAAAUGCAUAUAAACAAGUAGCCUACUUAUGGGCAAAGAGCAUGGGUGGAGAUUCAGCUGUAAAAUUGCUAUCAAAAUUUGGCUUAUUAGAAGCUGCUAUUGACUUUGCAACGGAGAGCAGCGCAUUUAGUUUUGCUUUUGACUUGGCUAAAACUGCCAUGACGAAUAAAUUACCGGAUAUUUAUUUCAAACGAGCUAUGCAUCUUGAAGAUGAGGGCAAAUUUGCUGAAGCUGAAGCUGAAUUCAUUAAAGCAAACAAAGCAAAAGAAGCAGUCCUGAUGUACGUCCACAACCAGGAUUGGGAUAGUGCCCAGCGUGUUGCUGAACAACACGAUCCAGAUAGCUUAAGCGAUGUCAUGAUUGGGCAAGCAAGGGUUGCAUUUGAACGCAAAGAAUUUCAACGUGCAGAAACUUUCCUUUUACGUGCUCAGCGGCCGGAAUUGGCAAUAAAAUAUUAUAAGGACGCUGGUAUGUGGAACGAUGCAUUAAGGGUGGCUAAAGAAUAUAUACCAAGCAAGUUACAAGCUCUACAAGAUGAAUACGAUCGAGAUGUAUUAUCCAAUAGUGACCGUGGCAUUACAGCAAUCGUCAAUCAGGCUAAAGAAUGGGAAAUGUCUGGAGAAUAUUCACGAGCAAUUGAUUGUUACUUAAAAAUUAAAGCAGAUCAGGAUGUUGACACAAAGUCACUAGAAAAAUGUUGGCAACGGGCCGUAGAAAUUUCUAUAAAAUUUGUACCUGAUCGUACCGUCGAUGUUGCAAGUAUCGUCUGCCGCCGGUUAGCUGAGAUUGAAUGCUAUUUGUCGGCUGCUGAUAUCUACACUAUCGUGGAUAUGUUUAAAGAAGCUAUCGAAAUGUAUAUUAAAUCUAGUGCAUGGGAUAAAGCUAAGCAAGUUGCAGCUGACAUGGCACCAAAAUAUAAACCUUACGUUGAUAAAAUGUACUCGGAAUACUUGAAAAAACAAGGAAAAGCAAUCGAGAUGUUGAAUGUCGAUGUCAUUGCCGGUCUUGAUAUGCUUGCACAACGUGGUGAAUGGGAAAAAUGUAUUGAAAAUGCUAAGCAACAAGGUCCGGAUGUAUUGUCGAAAUAUAUUGCUCGAUUUGCCGCAUCAUUGAUUAAAGAAGGAAAUACUGAACGUGCUAUGGAAUUGUUUGUCAAAUAUGGGGCUCCUGCAAAUAAAGCUAAUUUUAAUAUCUAUCGCCGUAUUUGUUCCGACCUUUUCUCUCGUAACGACCUUCUGGAUGCGUCGUCAUAUCGUAUUUGGGCAGAUCUUAGAAGCAUGUUACAAAAUCUGAUACACAACAUGCUAAAGGUUGCCAAAGAGGAUAAUCCCGUAGUUAAGGAAUUUCAAAUUCUACUGCAAAUAGCUCAUUAUUACAGUAUGAGAGCUGCUUGUCUGACUCAGAAAUCUUUGGCAACAAUUGUAGCUAAAACAUCUAUCAGUCUACUUCGUCAUUCGGAUAUAAUACCAGCCGAUAAAGCAUUUUAUGAAGCUGGAACUUAUGCUAAGGCGGUCGGCUGGUCGAGUUUAGCAUUCGUUUUCUUAAAUCGGUAUUUGGACUUGACCGAGGCAAUUGAAGAAGGUUCAGCAGAUGCACUUGAUGCGAGUGAAUUUGCAGGGACAGAUAUACCAGUUGAAGUACCACUACCGGAACAGCAGCAUCUAUCAGAAGCAAAACGUGAAGAGAUUAAGGAAUGGGUACUAUCGGUAUCACUAGAUCAACGUGUUGAACAAGAGCUAACAACCGAUAGCCGUGGGGUUUAUGAAGCAACUUUAAUUGACCCAAACACGGAAGAAGUUUACCUACCAUGUGUUAUAACAGGCUAUCCUGUGUUACAAAAUAAAAUUGAUUUUAAGAAACCUGGUAAAGCCGCAAACAAAGAUGAUUGGAAUAAAUUUGUUACAUCAGCCAAGCUUCCGUAUAACACUGAAUGCCAAAAUGUUCGACAAUUCCUCCAGGAAUGGUGUGGAGCUCCACAAAACUCUUCUUAUUCUUUCGAUUAA